GUGAGUGCGCGCGCAUGCUUUAAAGGCGCGUAACCAGGAUCGGCUCAGGGGGCCUGCGCCGUCAAAGGUAUUAUAAGGAAAAAGCACAGUAUGUGAAUAUUCCUUUAUAAGAAUGACCCUUUUUUGGUCGCAUAGGGGGGAUACGCGAGAAACCCACCCUGUGUAUGUGCCUGAAUUAUUUUACGUUUUUUGUGAUAUGAAAGUAACACGAACUUUGCACAACACUAUCACAUACCAUCAUAAUAAGUGUAGCUUCUUUAUAAAAGUGCGUAAAUGUAUAGUCAAUGUUAGUCAAUACUCAAGUAUAUAAAAUAAUAAUCAAGAAUAUAAAAUAAUAAAUAAAACUGAAACUGUUUUAAUUUUCAAAUUGAUUCUCAAAUGAAAAAAACUCCUGCCAGACGACAGAAUUUUUGAGUGAUACGGAACUAUACCCGCUGCUACGGAACUACUACCACUAUGUGCAAACAGAAAACAACAUAUAAAUCAAUAAAAUUUGAAAAUGUGUAGUAUUUUCUGUGCAUAUCAUAUGCAUAAGUAAAUUUGUAGUCGUCUGAGAAAAAAAAACAUGAGCAUUGGGACCCCCUAAAAAAAGAAAAUACAAAACGUAACUUUCACCAAUGGUAAAGCACUAAAGCCGUAAUCGACUGGUUCACAUCAACAAAAAACAAGACAGCAUCCAACUUUAUAUGUUUCGACAUAGUGGAAUUCUACCCAUUCAUCAGCCAAGAACUCCUAAACAAACCCCUCGACUUCGCCGCUGACUACGACUGCAUCACCGCUGAAGAAAAAAACAUCAUAACCCACGCCAAGAGCUCUAUCCUAGUUUACAACCAAACACCCUGGCACAAAAAAGGCAACUCGACAUUCGACGUGACAAUGGGAAGCUACGACGGCGCUGAAACAUGCGAACUUGUAGGCAACUUCCUCCUCUCCCAACUCCAAGACCUUAACAUCAACGUAGGACUCUACCGCGACGACGGACUAGCCAUCACAAGCGGCACACCUAAAAACACAGAAAAUAUCAAGAAAGAACUAUGCCGCAUCUUCAACAACAACGGACUGCGAAUCACCAUAGAAGCCAACAAGCGAGUAGUCAUCUUCCUAGACGUCACAUUCGACCUAAACCGCAACACUUACCAGCCUUUCACCAAACCGAACGCCCCACUACAGUACGUCCACCGCGAGAGCAACCACCCACCUACCAUCACAAAGAAUAUCCCUGCCAGUAUCAACAAACGCUUAUCUACACUAUCAUCAGACAAAGAAACCUUCGACCAAGCCGCCCCGCCAUACCAGAAAGCACUCGACGAAAGUGGAUAUAACUACACACUGCACUACGAACCAAACACCACAAGCAAACGCAAGAACCGCCAGCGCAACAACAUCAUCUGGUACAACCCCCCUUUUAGCAAGAACAAAAGCACCAACAUCGGCCACAGAUUCCUCUCACUCAUAGACAAGCACUUCCCUAAAGACCACAAACUCAGAAAAAUCUUCAACCGGAACACAAUCAAAAUCAGUUAUAGCUGCAUGAGCAACACCAAGCAGAUAAUUGACAGCCACAACAAACGCAUAAUCGCCUCAUCAAUAACAACCGAAGACGCCCCUACCUCCCUCGCCACCGCCAAUGACAAAACAUGCAACUGCAGACAAAAGAACGCGUGCCCCCUUGACGGAAACUGCCUCCAAUCAUCUGUUAUCUACCAAGCUACUGUAACAAGAAAGGACAACAACACCUCCGAAACCUACGUAGGACUAACCGAGAACGAAUUCAAGACAAGAUAUAGAAACCACACCGCCUCAUUCCGACACGCUAAACACAGAAACUCGACCGAACUAAGCAAGUACAUAUGGAAAAUCCUGUCAUCUCACUCCGCCUACAACAGCUCUAGCAAAAGAUGUAAUCUCUGCCUCAAAGAAAAACUUAUCAUUAUCCGCCAACUCAAGCUAUCAACUUUAAACAAUCGUAACGAGCUAGUGUCUUGGUCCCUCCACAGGAACAAAGCCUUGUUAUGCAACAGCUGAACUAUUCAAUUUCAUCAUAACAGCCAUUCAAAUUUCGCGCCCUAUUUUUAUGUUAAUUUUAUACAUAGAUAGUAUAUAAGUGA
Molecule: messenger RNA, 2108 nt
Organism: Nematostella vectensis (starlet sea anemone)
Lineage: Eukaryota; Metazoa; Cnidaria; Anthozoa; Actiniaria; Edwardsiidae
Exons: 2
Coding region: 877-2025 (382 amino acids)
Source: RefSeq, a predicted model, not a curated record